AUGGCCGAAAUUCCCAACCCACAUUAUGCUUUGACGUCGUUGUGCCAUGGAUCUCGCCGGCUUAACAGCGUCAACUCUGAUAUCGUGUCUUGCAACAACUACCCAGGCUCGUCGGGUGAUGACUAUUUCUUGUCCACAACUUCUAGCAUGAGCUACAUUCCUAUGACUUCAGGUGCAACAUUCCCUGGGACCAUGAUGCCCACAUUGGGCCACCCCGCUAUUGGCAACUACGAGCUUGAUUCAACGCCAUAUGACUCCUGGGUAGCAAGUGUGGUGUCGCCGAGCUCUGCGACAGAUAUGAAUUUCGUGUCGUUACCAUUCCAUUCCCAAGGCCCCUCGCAGGACAUUAUGAAUGCCUUUGUGGAUGUAUCCAUGUGUGGCCCUGCUGUAAUGAACAAUUGCUACGGAUCGGACGGAUUCAACUGGCCACCACCAAUGGGACGUCCGGAUACACCCCCCCCUGAGGCUUAUAUCCAGGGAUUGUUGCCCCAGCAACUCUCGCCUCCCGAGGAAAUCCAGGACGAAGCUUGUACCGGUGGACAGGACUUUUCCCUUUACGACGUCAAUGACAUUCCCAAGUCGUCGUCGCACAGUCGACAGCUGGCACAGCCUAGGCCAAUAAGAUCCGCCUCGGAGCGAAGUGAUCUACUGGAUGACAACGCAUCUCCUGACAGCCGGAUUGCCAAAGAUGACCAAGUGGAGAAGGUGAAGGCCCGGAUCCAUCCAUUAUACAAUGCCACACCCGAGGAAGACGGAAAGUUCCAUUGCCCCAUGAAGGACAAAGCCGGCUGCAAUCAUGAACCUACCGGGCAAAGGUGCAUCUACAACAAAUAUCUGGAUUCCCAUUUGAGGCCAUAUCGUUGCAAGUUCGCCGAUCCAGAGUGCGAUGAAGCCCGGUUUUCUUCCAAUGCUUGCCUAUUUCGUCACGAGAGAGAGGCCCAUGGAUUACACAACCACGGAGUGAACCCAUUCCUUUGCAAAUUCCCGGAAUGUGACCGAGCCCGAGAGGGAAAUGGAUUCCCUCGAAGGUGGAACCUACGUGACCACAUGAAGCGAGUUCAUGAAUAUGAUGAGGCAAAGUGUGCCAAAGACCGGCCCUCCGGCUCUGAGCCAACUAAAAGACGAAAGGGAUCCGGCGUCCCUACGUCUACUCCAAUGAAGAGGUCUUCAUCGUCUGCUCAUGCGAAAGCACAGGCGAUGGCAGGGGCAGCCAUGCCCAAGUACAUGGCCCGCGUUAACCAGGCUCGAUACAGUAUCCCAAGAAUGUCUACCGGCAACCUGGAACACGCUGCUACAUCACGGCCGGUGACGCUGGACGAUGUUCAGUUCUCGCCAGCAGCCACUGUUCCCAGAACCUCACGGAAUCCAGGAUCAUAUGGACCGACGUAUCCGAUAUAG
Messenger RNA from Exophiala aquamarina CBS 119918, 1398 nucleotides. RefSeq lists its product as uncharacterized. The coding region runs from base 1 to 1398 and encodes 465 amino acids. The record is from RefSeq and is a predicted model, not a curated record. The transcript has 3 exons. NCBI's taxonomy places the organism in Eukaryota, Fungi, Ascomycota, Eurotiomycetes, Chaetothyriales, Herpotrichiellaceae.